This is a messenger RNA of Nerophis lumbriciformis (worm pipefish), 1701 nucleotides long. The record is from RefSeq and is a predicted model, not a curated record. NCBI's taxonomy places the organism in Eukaryota, Metazoa, Chordata, Actinopteri, Syngnathiformes, Syngnathidae.
AUGAAUACCAACGAUGCCAAGGAGUAUCUGGCACGGCGGGAGAUACCUCAACUAUUUGAGAGCCUGCUUACGGGUUUGAUGUACCACCGACCCGAUGACCCCGUGGACUACCUGGAGGUCUGCCUGAAAAAAGUGCGGGAGCUGGGCGGACCGGACAAGGUGCGGUGGGACACGUUUGUGGGUCAGGAGAAGAAGCCCUUGCCGCCAAUCAACGGCGGACAGUCGCGUCGCUCACUCUUAAGAAACGUGAUGCCCGACAGUCCCAAUUUCCCAUACAGACGCUACGAGCGCCUUCCCCCCAUCAGCCAGUUCUCCAUCGAGAGCGACUCAGACCUGUCGGAGACAGCCGAACUCAUCGAGGAGUAUGAAGUGUUUGAUCCAUCCAGGCCGAGGCCUAAAGUCAUCCUCGUUAUCGGUGGCCCUGGCAGCGGCAAGGGAACACAGUGCCUGAAGAUUGCCGAGCGCUAUGGCUUCCAGUACGUGUCGGUGGGCGAGCUGCUGCGGAAGAAGAUGAUCCACAAUGCCACCAGUAACAGAAAGUGGAGUCUGAUCGCCAAGAUCAUCACCAAUGGCGAGCUGGCGCCGCAGGAAACCACCAUCACCGAGAUCAAGCAAAAGAUCAUGAAGAUUCCAGAUGCUAACGGCAUCGUCAUCGACGGUUUCCCGCGGGAUGUCGGACAGGCCUUGUCGUUCGAAGACCAGAUCUGCACUCCCGACGUGGUGGUCUUCCUGGCGUGCACUAAUCACCACUUGAAGGAACGCCUGCAGCGGCGGGCUGAGCAGCAGGGUCGUCCCGACGAUAACCCCAAGGCUAUCGACCGCCGUCUGACCAACUUUAAGCAAAACACCAUCCCGCUAGUCAAAUAUUUCCAGGAGCGGGGCCUCAUCGUCACGCUCGAUGCGGCUCGGGAUGAAGAGGAGGUGUUCUGUGACAUCAGUGCGACUCUGGACAACAAGCUUUUUCCCUCACAAGAGUCUACCGCAGGUCCAAGUGAGCCGGAUCUUAGUACGCUGCCUGAAUGCAACAUGGUGGACUUCAUAGAAAAAAACGAUGAAGAUGAAGAGGAAGAGGAGCUGGGAUAUGCCGAAGAGAGCCAAGAAUUUUUCUGCGCACCGCCGAAGAAGCCGAAGGUCAUCUUUUUGAUGGGCGCGGCAGGCUCUGGCAAGCGCACUCAGUGCGAGCGCAUGGAAGACAAAUUGGGCCUGCGUCACGUGACCUUGGCCGACUUGCUGUGCGGCGAGAUGCAGACUCCCGGCGACAGGGGGCGCCACCUGCGGGACGUCCUGCAAAGAGGAGAGCCCCUACCGGAGGACGUCACCAUGGACCUGCUGUGUGAGGCUCUCACGUCUAGAAGGCAGGCUAAGGGCGUGGUGGUUUGCGGCUUCCCUGUGGAUCUGAGACAAGCUCAGCUGUAUGAAGCCAAGAUGGGCGAACCCACCGCCGUGCUCCUGCUCAGCUGCUCCACCCAGACCCUCGCCGGGCGCCUGCAGAGCCGCCGGAGUUCCGCUUCGUCCGUCGGGUCGGCUCCGGACAAAGACGGCACCCCCUGCUGGAGGGCCGACAGCUUCUGGGCCGACGCCAAGCCGGUGGCAGAACACUACGACGGCAAAAAAAUCCUGCACACGAUUGAUGCUGAGCGGUCACCUGAUCAAGUGUUUGCUCAGAUCUGCAAGGUGAUGGAGUCCUCUCUUGCCAACUGA